AUGGUUUUGACAAGCGAUGCGACCAGGCCAACCACGACGCCAGUCGUCACCGUCACUACUUGCUCGACGCCGACAACGACGGACGCCACCGAGCACGUGCUGUUCACCGAACCGACCGAGGUUGCGUCCAUCGCUAACGUCCGGCUUCCACAGUUUUGGCGUUACGCGCCCCGCCAAUGGUUCGUCCACACGGACGCCGUGUUUCACACGAGCCGCGUCAGGUCGGAUCUAACGCGGGUGAAUUACGUUCUCGCGUCCCUCGACGACGAGGGCAUACGCGAGGUCUCUGACCUCCUCGACGCCAGUGUCUCCUACGACCUGGUACGCGAGCGGUUGGUCAAUUUGUACACCGUGCCGGCAGCCACGCGAUUUCGGUCCAUUGUUCAGCCCGGAGACAUGGGAGACCGCACACCAUCGCGGCUCCUCAGAGACAUGCGUGAUGUCUACCCCGAGGGCAUGUCGGACUCGGCGCUGGAACAGUUCUGGCGCGCCAAACUCCCAGCAGCCGUCCGCACCGUCAUCGCGGGUUUCUCCGGACCGCUCGAAACUUUGGCCGAGCGCGCAGACCGCAUUAUGUUCGAGUGCGAAGGCCGUGAGGUCACGGAAGCUCGACCGACCCCAUGUGUGCGGUGCGCGGCAGUGUUCCCUGAGUCGCGGGAACCCAACCCGACUCCAGCGGUAGCUCCACCCGCUGUUUUCCAGACCACGUUGGAGACACGCGUGAAGACGAUCGAGUCCGCGAUCUUCAACUUGACCGAGCAAGUGUCUAAGCUCGCAUCUCAGCUCGCGCCUCCGAUACGCGCGCCCGUUACGCGCCCCGUUCGAUCCGAACCGCCGCCGCCACAACACGAGGGCAACACGACGGGUUGGUGUUACUACCACGUGCGCUAUGGAUCUGAGGCGCAAAAGUGCCGCGCUCCGUGCACCUUCGUGCCCACACAGAAAAAUUGA
Messenger RNA from Aphis gossypii (cotton aphid), 951 nucleotides. RefSeq lists its product as uncharacterized. The transcript has a single exon. The record is from RefSeq and is a predicted model, not a curated record. Bases 1 to 951 code for a protein of 316 amino acids. Lineage: Eukaryota; Metazoa; Arthropoda; Insecta; Hemiptera; Aphididae.